Messenger RNA from Grammomys surdaster, 936 nucleotides. Its product is annotated as olfactory receptor 4C46-like. Gene Ontology annotation, biological process: G protein-coupled receptor signaling pathway. Bases 1 to 936 code for a protein of 311 amino acids. Gene Ontology annotation, cellular component: membrane. The record is from RefSeq and is a predicted model, not a curated record. The transcript has a single exon. Gene Ontology annotation, molecular function: olfactory receptor activity; G protein-coupled receptor activity. NCBI's taxonomy places the organism in Eukaryota, Metazoa, Chordata, Mammalia, Rodentia, Muridae.
AUGGAAAUUAGGAACAACGUGACAGAGUUUGUUCUCCUCGGGCUCACCAGAAACCCAAGCAUGCAAAAAAUCGUAUUUGCUGUAUUUGUCAUCAUAUACAUCAUCUCCAUGGUAGGCAAUGUCCUCAUCGUGGUCACUAUCACUGCCAGUCCAUCAUUGGGCUCACCUAUGUACUUUUUCUUAGCUUAUCUUUCUUUCAUUGAUGCCUGUUAUUCCUCUGUCAAUACUCCUAAACUGAUCAUAGACUCACUCCAUGAAAAAAAGACCAUCCUAUUCAAUGAAUGCAUGACCCAGGUCUUUGGGGAGCAUUUCUUUGGAGGGGCUGAGGGCAUCCUGCUUACUGUGAUGGCCUAUGAUCGCUAUGUGGCGAUCUGCAAGCCCUUACACUACACAACCAUCAUGAGCAGAAGGGUAUGUGGCCUGCUGCUAGGAGUGGUAUGGGUGGGAGGUUUUCUUCAUGCAACCAUACAGAUUCUGUUUAUAUUUAGAUUACCUUUCUGUGGCCCAAAUGUCAUAGAUCACUUUAUGUGUGAUCUGAACCCUUUGCUUAAUCUUGCCUGUACUGAUACUCAUAUCCUGGGGCUCUUUGUUGCUGCCAAUAGUGGUUUUAUUUGUCUGUUAAACUUCCUCCUCCUGUUGAUUUCCUAUGUGGUCAUCCUCCGUUCAUUAAGAAGCCACAGUGCAGAGGGGAGGCGCAAAGCUCUCUCCACCUGUGUCUCCCACAUAACAGUGGUUGUCUUGUUUUUUGUGCCCUGCAUUUUUGUAUACAUGAGACCUUCAGCCACUUUGUCUAUUGAUAAAGCAGUUGCUGUGUUCUAUACUAUGAUAACUCCCUUGUUAAAUCCUUUAAUCUACACCUUGAGAAAUGCUCAGAUGAAAGAUGCCAUUAAGAAAUUGUGUAGAUGGGAAGAUGAUGUUAUUUCCAUCAACAAAUAA